AUGCUGGUUGUUUAUGCACGUAUCUAUCAAACAGCAAGUAAUUUAAUGAAAAGUCUAAAAAGUGGUGAAAAAAUUGUUGUUUGUUCAAAUCCCAAGAGCCAUUCACCGCCCAGUUUGAAAUUAUUGACAACCUAUUCUCCGAGACAACAAAAAUCAAAGUCAUGGUUUAGGAGAAAUCAAGGUCAAAUCAAAUCACACGACUGCUUGUCAUCACAUUUUUCAGUGUCACAAGCAGAUACAAUGAUACUUCGAAUACAUCGGGGCGGACAAGUUGACAGUAUUAACACUAGGAGUAAUAACAACUUGAAAACACCAAAAUUCAAAUCAUAUUCCAAACGAAAUCGCUUAUCACUGAGUUAUUUUGAUAAAACUAAGAUUAAAAGAAAACAGAUAAAUAAUAAGAUAAAAUUUACCGACUCGAUUUGUUCAAAAAAUAAACAGAAAUUUAACACAGUGUUAAAUGCAAAUACACGCAUCAUUACUAAAACUAAAAGUUGUAUUACUCAUAGCGUUUUGGCUAAUUCCACGGUACCAUCCGUCAGGAAAUCUGAUAGGAUAAACUCAAAAAGUGGAAAGCUUCACUGGAAUCUUACGUAUUCAUUAACACAAAUAUCACUGGAUUCACAAGUGCCUUCAGAUGGAUUUAAUUCCAGUAAACUGACAACUCCUCAAAUAAAAAAUCAACUUAAUGUUAGACGAUCACAUUCCUCCAGCAUUUUAAGCUGUUUAUCACAAACACAGCCAAUCAGUCACCUUUUUAAAAGACAUCAGUAUCAACGGCAGCAAUUAUCACCUUGUCAUUUGUCCACAACUAGAAGAAACUCACAGUCUUUCAGUUACGUAGAACAACAAAAUAUUCUAGUGUCAUCAUAUCUACAGAAACAGUCAUCGCCAUCUUCCAUUUGUAGUCAGUCGGGUAACAUUACGAAACAUAAUAACCAUGUAUGUUAUACUUAUGAAUUACCCUGUGACAAAUUGAAAACUUCUGUAGCUAGACUGGUGAUGAAUCAACAAAGCAUUAAUAAUACUUCUGUCAUCGAUACUAUGUCCGGUAAUAUCGUCACGACUAUCCAUGGCAACAGUGGGGGCGAUAGUGUCAGUGGUUUAACUGACAUGAUGACUAAUACAGGUCAACAAACAACAUAUCCAUUAUCAAAGACUAAGUAUUGGAUAAGUCAGCUGAGAGAAUUUGCAAAAACUAAACGUGUUUGUAAAUUUGUACGAGAACAGAAAGCUGCUAAAACACUUGGUAUUGUAAUGGGUUUAUUUAUAUUAUGUUGGUUACCAUUUUUUGUCUGCAACGUAGUAACCGCUAUUAAUCCAUACUCGAUUAAUAAAAAUGAAACAUUCAAACAAAUAAUUAUUAUUGUUACCUGGUUAGGUUAUAUUAAUUCAUGCAUUAAUCCAAUUAUAUAUGCUCAUUCAAUGAAUGAAUUUCGUAGAGCAUUCAAACGAUUACUUUGUUGCCAUUGGUGGUAUCGUAAACAAGUUCAGUUCAGAAAAUCAACUUCUUUUCCGCUUUUUCGUCGUCAUCAUCAUCACCACCAACAGCAACAUCAACACGGUCAUCCGCAUCCAAAUCAUCCCCGUCAGCACAGCCGACAUUCUUCAAAGUGUCGUCAGCAUCAUUGUCAUCAACAUGUAAUUUGCAAAUCAAGUGAGCAGCAAAAUUCUUAUCAUAGUCAACUUAAUGGUCAAAGUAAAUAUAAUUAUCAAACAGGUUUCAAGGAUAACAAUCCUUCAGUAAAAUAUCUCAGUGCAACGGAGUACCAGUCAGUAAAUUCUCCUUUUCAACAGCAGAACGCUGAAAGCAGCCUUUUAUCGUAUAGUAUACUUUUACCGAAUGUAAGUGAUUCCAUUUGUUCCAAAUCUAAGUAG
Molecule: messenger RNA, 1878 nt
Organism: Heterobilharzia americana
Lineage: Eukaryota; Metazoa; Platyhelminthes; Trematoda; Strigeidida; Schistosomatidae
Source: the annotation of a GenBank genome assembly